AUGAGCCACGCAGUUGAGCAGCUGUUGAUCAUCUAUGAGUGUGAGGCACAGCAAUGGGCCACAUAUCUGCGUUCCCUCUUCACCGGUUCCCUCUCAGAGGCUUCCAUCUGCUCCUACGACAUCGCCACUGUGUCCAGCCGGCAGGACGACUUCCUCCGCCUGUCCCAGUACUCCUGCAAGCUCCUCAUCCUCUCCAAGGGCAUGCUGGAGGGGCUGUGUCCGAAGCGCCGUUUCUUCCUGGCCCGUGUGUUGUGUCCUGCGACUGCUGUGGUGGUGCUCCUGUGUGGGGUGGAGAGCCUGGCCCCCCUGCUGGAGCAGGUCCCUCUGAACGGAGACGAUUGCCUGCAGGUCUCCAGUGAACAAGAUGCUCACGAGUACCUGUCCGCUGUCACUGAUAUUGUGAAAAAAGGUGCAUUAGCUUCAGCUGCAAAUGUCAAACCCCUGAUACGUGGGCUAUCAGAGCGAAAGGCUGCAGCCCGCGGUGUCAGGUCCAUGGCUGUUGUUCCCUCCAGAGUUCCCUGUGGGAGCUCCACGGAAGUGUUCAUUCUUUUGAAAAAUGAGUCGGUUGGCAGCGACGCUGAGGUUGAGUUCACCGCUGACGAUCAGAGGCUGAGAGUGAAGCCCGUAUGCUGGAAUGAACGGAUCCUCUGUGUCAAUGCGCCAGAUUUUCCAGCAGGACAUGUGAGAGUGACUGUGUAUAGCAAUGGGGUGCCACUGAGCAAGGCACAGCUGCAAUACUACAGCAACAUGGAGGAAAUAACCUGCCUUCUGGCGAGGGCAGCAGACCCUGUAGAUUUCAUGUGUCAGGCUCUUCAGCAGUCUUCUGUGCAGAAUCUGGACCAGAAGUUAACCUCCAUGUUGUUAAAGCACAUGCCCAACGGAGGGUUUCGGGGACUGCAGUGUGAAAACACACCCCAGAGAGAGCUCCACCAUUCAGAUGUCCCAUCACUCCUCCACUUUGCUGCCCAGUAUGGCUUCAGGAGCGUGUCCAGCGUGCUCCUGCAGUGUCCCGGUGCAGAGCGAGCGCUGCACACCGCCAACCGCCACGGACACACUCCCACUGAGAUAGCCAUUACACACGGCCAUACCCAGCUUCACGUCCUUUUGAAGGAAAGGCUGAAUAUGUUCAGCUCAGGCGAGGACAAUGGUGAUGCCAGUGUGUACGAAAUGAUGUGCGCUGCAGGUGAGUGAGGGGCUGAUGGGAAGUGGAAGGAGGACAAAGGGAAAGCCGGUAAUGGAAUUGGGGAGGAGGAGGAAGAUAUCUACCUACCACUGGAGGAUGAAUAUGACUCCAUCCUGAACUCAACAAAAGCUGUGGUUAUUGCCAAUCGCCCACCAGCACCCACACCUCGGCCUGAGGGCACCCAGGUGAAGGAGGACGGCACUCCUUACAUCACCAAAGUGUUCCAGAAGAAGAAGACGCAACAGGGAGAAACUGAUCUGUACUCACUUCCCACUAAACAAGCAUGUGGGCGAGAGGAUAGCAUCUCUGCCACCUAUAAUACGUUCGUGCCGAAGCAGAUGAGCAGUCUGCAGACCCUCAUCGAGCUGCAGCAGAGUGUGAAGGGGGGGGGACUCACCGUGGACGCAGCUCUGGAGCGCUUAAGCGACUUGCAGCGGGUUCAGAAGGGCGGGGAGGAGGUGCAGCAGGAGAAGUUGAAUCAGCUGAGAGCCAGUAUCGUCAGCAGUAGAGAGGCUGAUGACAGUGUCUACGAUAAAAUCAACAUCGUUCAUCACACGCCAAGUGUUACAGAGAGUGAAAGUCGAAGAGGAAGCCAAUAAGUGAAGUCUAAUGUUUACAGCAAGCCACUUAAAGGACAGCAUUCAAAUUUAUUUUCAAAAGCUGACAAACGAUGAAGGCUCCAACAUUCUACAACGACUCCAUUCUUCCACCAGAUUUAAUUCAUUUGAAUACAUAGAUUGUCAUUUUGAUUGUAUAAUUAAGAAAGAUUUAUAUUUCUAUCUUUUUAUAUAUAUAUUUUCUCCUGCUUGUUUGGCCGUUAUUGCUUCUUUUAAAACACAAUGGAAGGUAAUUGUGGUUUAGAUAAAAGUUAUUACAUAUGUGCUGAAAUAUACAUUUAUGACUCCCAGAAAAUGAUGAAUGGAUAAUGAAGUAAAUAUUUAGCAUUAGUGUCAUGUUAGCUUUUUUUAAAUAAAUGCAUGUCAUUCAAGUUCUUUAUGUCAACAUCUACUAUGAAUCACAAUCUGAAUUUAAGAUUAUAUUGUAUAAAUGUCAUCUUGGAAAUAAUUAAGCUUCCUCAGUUGUUAUACUUUAUGAGGAUGAAUCCUUCCAACAACAAAUAUAUUUGAAUUUGCAUUAAAAAAAUGAUUGGCAAGUAAAAUACUGUUUCAGACCUGUGUUGCGGGGAAAGGGAUACCAUUUUCCUAGCAAGCUUUUUUCAAAAACCCCUUCACAGCUUUGCCUCUAGAGGACGCUGUAUCUCUAAAAAAAUAUCCUCACACUCACUGUGUGAAGAAGCCAAAGACAUCUGGCUCAGAAGCACCUGCUGACCUCCUGAUGGCUGGGAGGCAAGCUUUGGCUAAAGAAAUGUAUCUGUACAUGUAUAUGAAUGUAAAGGGAACAUCAAAUACUCAUGCAGCAGGUGAGAACAUCAGGGCAGUUAUUCUCACUGUGCCGGGCUGCAAAACAGGAAACAUGUGUAAUCCUGCUUUGCAUCAGCCAAGACCUGCCAAAUUGAAACCACAAAUAACUUUUUAUGUUAUUAAAAAUAAAAACUAGUAUAACUCAGCACCCUGGGAUAAAUAGCACUGUCCAUAGAGGGGUGUUGUAACAGCAAGUGAGUGUAAAAUGAAAGGUCAAAGCCGGUUUAAUUUUCCUGGGAAACUCAUUGUGUUCAGCUGCCACAGUGCAGGCUGCUGUGUGUGACAAACAGCUUUACACUCAUUUCAUAAAUAAAGCUUGAAAAGGCCUUUUUAAAUCACA
Messenger RNA from Gymnodraco acuticeps, 2944 nucleotides. RefSeq names its product B-cell scaffold protein with ankyrin repeats-like. The transcript has 16 exons. Gene Ontology annotation, molecular function: signaling receptor binding; protein tyrosine kinase binding. Gene Ontology annotation, biological process: negative regulation of B cell activation; negative regulation of phosphatidylinositol 3-kinase/protein kinase B signal transduction; B cell activation. The record is from RefSeq and is a predicted model, not a curated record. NCBI's taxonomy places the organism in Eukaryota, Metazoa, Chordata, Actinopteri, Perciformes, Bathydraconidae.